Molecule: messenger RNA, 1545 nt
Organism: Penicillium canescens
Lineage: Eukaryota; Fungi; Ascomycota; Eurotiomycetes; Eurotiales; Aspergillaceae
Product: threonine--tRNA ligase MST1
Exons: 1
Coding region: 1-1545 (514 amino acids)
Biological process (GO): threonyl-tRNA aminoacylation
Cellular component (GO): cytoplasm
Molecular function (GO): ATP binding; threonine-tRNA ligase activity
Source: RefSeq, a predicted model, not a curated record
AUGCGCCCACUGCCUCGUUUACGACCAUUGCUAGUCCACAGAGCUCUGCCAUGGCAUCUCCCUCGGUUGCGAUUGUUAUCAACAACAGCACAUCGCGAUUGCUCGUGUUCUGACCCAAAACAACCCGAUGCUCCGAUACCUCUCACCGACCAUCGAGCUCUGGGAACCGCCCAAGAGCUCUUCACCUCCUCCGUCUACAGCCCCGGAUCCCCUCUCUUCCUACCGAAUGGUACUCACGUCGUCAACAAACUCAUCUCCUUUCUCCGUACUCAAUACCUGCAAUACGGCUUCCGUGAAGUCCUGACACCAACCAUCUACAAACGAUCGCUCUGGGAGAUAUCAGGUCACUGGCAGAAUUACAAAGAUGACAUGUACGAGGUUACUGGCCGCGGAGCCAGCGGCGAGGCAGAGGGCGAAGUCGGCGAGGACGAGUCAUACGGAUUGAAGCCGAUGAACUGUCCCGGUCACUGCCUGCUCUUCAAAUCGCAGAACCACUCUUAUCGCGAUAUGCCGGUGCGCUAUGCGGAUUUCAGUCCGCUACACCGUAACGAAGUGUCAGGGUCUUUGACUGGUCUCACACGAGUGCGCCGCUUCCACCAAGACGACGGUCACAUCUUCUGUCGGCCGCACCAAAUCAAGUCGGAGAUUGCGUCGGCGCUGGGAUUCGUGGAUAUGGCCAUGAAGACUUUCGGGCUCGGUCCGUACCGGUUGGUGCUGUCUACUAGGCCAGAGACGGAUUUUAUUGGGACCUUGGAGAUGUGGGAUAAUGCCGAAAAACAGUUGCGGGAGGCACUGGAUAGCACUGGGCGCGAAUGGGCGCUGAAUGAGGGAGAUGGUGCUUUCUACGGUCCUAAGAUCGAUAUUCAACUCCAGGAUCAAGCUGGGAAGUUCCACCAACUCUCUACUAUUCAAUUGGAUAUGAACUUGCCCCAGCGGUUUGAGCUUGAGUAUCAAGUCGCAGAGGGUGAACCGGACUACAACCCGGCUACGCCAGGAGUCGCAACUCCGGUGAUGAUUCACCGCGCCAUCUUUGGCUCAUUGGAGCGGUUCUUGGCACUAUUGAUCGAAGAGCAUGGUGGACAUUGGCCAUUCUGGCUCUCUCCGCGCCAGGCUAUCAUCUUGACAGUCAACCAAGAUGAAGCCGUGGUGCAGCAGGCCAAGGAAGCGGCAGCCAGGUUCUCUGGAUUCCGCGCAUUGUUGAACGACGGCAGUGCCGAGUCGCCGCGUCCGUUGUCGUCUGUUGAUUCUACAUUCCUGGUUGAUGUUGAUACCAGCGCGCAGACGCUAGGAAAGAAGAUCCAACGCGCCAAGCAGAUGAAGUAUAACCUCAUCUUCAUCCUUGGAUCACGCGAUCUUGCCGAUGGUGGUAUAUCUGUUGAUGUCACUGGACAGAUGCAAAGCAAGACCGACAAGGAUGCCCAGCAGCUACAAGCCCUGAUCAAAAGCAAACUGGGUGACAAUGCCCUGCAAAACCCUCGAGCCGUUAAGCUCAAGGUGGAUGAAGUUCAUCCGCUAUUGGUGGACCUCGAGAAGAACUUCGUAUAA